AUGGAACAUGUCCUUCAUCAUUUUGCGAUUCGAUUGGUGAUGGUUUGGACUGCGACUACGCACUACGUACGAGUACCGUACGGGUGGGUUCUGUAGGAAACCUCGUACGACACGGCCACUAUGGUUCGUACAGUGCAGUGCAGUGCAGUGCAGUGCAGUGCAGUGCAGUGCAGUGCAGUGCAGCACAGACUACGAUGCCACGGGCCAAAGGCGGCAAUCCCCCGCGGCCGAGACAAACGCUCUCGUCAUUCGUGCUGUGCCCGGACCAUGGCAGCAGGGGCGACACCGGAAGCACCCCCGACCGUCUAGCGAGUCCGACAGGGCACUACGACUCCGAUAACAAAUCCACAAGGCCCAUGGCGACGAAUCCCACCGCCAGUGCUGCACCGGCGCCGUGUCUUGCCGGUGCCAAUAGCAAAACGAAACCAGCAAGGGAACCGACCGGCGACGACGGCAUGGAUGCCGACAAAGACGCCACGGGGUCUUGCGUCCCGGUCGAAGCAGUGCGGCGGCUGGCGCUCGAACCGACCGCCUCGUCGUCGUUGUCGUCUUCUGCUUCUGGUUCUGCUUCUUCUCCACGGACCAUCGUUUCUCCGGCACACCGGUUCGAUUUGUACGGAUGGAAACCGGACGCGGAACUGACCGAGGACGAAUUGUACCUCGACAUUGUCUUCUUGAUCACCCGGAGCCGGCAGAAAGACGGGCGACAGGGGCACAUGGGAGCCCUGGUGGUUCGACCAAGCGACAAAACCAAGGGUCCCGCCGCUGCUCCGAAUGUUUGUAGGGUUUGUCCCCAAUCCCCAAAGGGCAGCAGCAGCAGCAGCAAUGAUGACAACAACGACAGCAACAACAACGACAGCAACAACAACGACAGCAACAACGACAGCGAGGAAACGGAUGCAGCCGCAACCGCAACCCCUGCCAAGGCAGAAGCGACCAGCCCUUCGAAACCGGCCUUCGACGAGCACCGCUUUUUCCGGAACAUCCUGGGGGCCGGGACCAACACUCCCCUCUUCGACAACAACGAGUGCACGAGCGACAUCCACGCCGAAAUCAACGCCCUCGGGGAGGCCUGCUUGUCCGAGCGAUCCACAAAGGGCUGCACGGCCUACAUCACCAUCCCGCCCUGCAAAAGGUGCUUCGCGGCCCUGGUCACCUUUGGGAUCCGGCGGAUCGUCACGCGGCAGGCCGCGCCGCCGAUCAUCCGCGAGACGUGCUCGAAGCGCGGCAUCGAGGUCCGGCACCUGACCCACGACGAAAAACGGAGGCAGAUGCAGAGGAUCAACGAGCUGGUCAACCCGGGCCGGACGGACCGGGAACUCAUGGAAAUCGCCGAGGCGGUCAAGCGGAAGCGGCGGGAACGAAAGAAAACGAAAACGAAUACGAAAACGCGGGGGGCCGGGGGGGCCGCCGUGCCACCGCCGGCGCUCCUCCUGUUGGCGCUGGUGGUGGUCGUUGCGGAAAUGCUUGCGGCCCCCGUUCCCACGGCACACGCGCAGCAGCAGCACCUCUACCAGCAGCACCAAUCGGUGUACGCCAAGUACCAGAACCAGAGCCAGGAAUCCACCUACGUCAACAAACCCUUCGACAUUAGCGACUCGUCGAUCCCCGUCCGCGUAUCCCUAACGGGUCUGGGCGUCGUCCAGGGAGUCCGGAGCCACAACCUCGGGGUCGAUUUCUUUGGCGGGAUCCCCUUUGCGGCCCCUCCGGUGGGGAACCGGCGCUGGGCACCGCCCCAGGAACCCCCCAAGUGGGCACCACAGAUCCUGGACGCCUCCGAGUACGGGACGGAUUGCUACCAGAUCGUCGAUCCCAUACUCAACCCGCUGGCCAACCCAGACACCAUGUCGGAGGAUUGCCUCUACCUGAACAUUUUUACACCGGCGGGAGCCUCCGCCGCCUCGGACGCCUCGUCGUCCUCACAGCUCCUCCCCGUGAUGGUGUGGCUGCACGGCGGGGCCUUCCAGCAGGGAAGCGCCGCCAGGCCGGAAUACAACGCCCGCCGGCUGGCCCAGGAAGAACGCGUCCUGGUGGUCACCGUCAACUACCGGCUCGGUGCCCUCGGCUUUAUGGUCAGCAGCGAGCUCGGGCUGUACGGAAACUACGGGCUCAUGGACCAGCGCGCCGCCCUGCACUUUGUCAAGCGGCGGAUCGAGAGCUUUGGCGGGGAUCCCGACAACAUCACCCUCUUUGGGGAGUCGGCCGGGGCCGUGAUGAUCGGCCUGCACCUGCAGAUGGAAAACAACGGAUUGUUCCACAAGGCCAUCCUGCAAUCCAAUCCCAUGGGCUACCAGUUCCGGAGCGUGGUCGUGGCGGACUUUUUGGGCGACGCCCUGCGGCGGACCGUGGACUGCCGCGACCUGGAGUGCAUGAGGACCGAGGCCGUCGAGGAAAUCAUGCGGGCCCAAUCGAGCCUGAUGGGGAUCCCCCGGAGCGUCGGCGACUUUUUUGCCUGGGGGCCGACCCUGACCACCGGCGCAACAGCGUUUUCGUCCCCGUCCUCGUUUUCGUCCCCGUCCCAGGCCCGGCAAUGGGAGCGGGACCGGUCCCUCUUUUCCAUCGACCAGCAGAUCAGCGCCCGGAGCCGAUCCGGUUACCGCCGCGAAUCGACCACCAGGUUCACGGUCAACGUGACGCAGCCCCUGCACAACCUGAACCUGGUGCCGGACGACAUCCCCAUCAUCAUCGGGACCAACAAGCACGAGGGAGAGAUAUUCGUGCACGGCGCGUUCCCGCUGACCAUGAGCAAGGCCGUGUAUUGGAUGUUUGUGGGUGCCCUGUUCAAGGAUUCGGCCCCCCGGGUGCUGAAACACUACCGGCCCUACGUGGCACAACUCGAAGCCGACGCCGCCGUCCUGGUAGAAAAACAGGUCUCCGAGGAAGAACACAAACAGUACUGGAUGGAAAACAAGGAAGAACUAGAGAACGAAUACCUAGAGCUUCUGAAGACCACCGCGGCAACGAGGGGGGGAGGCCAAAGCAACGGAAACCGAAACGAGACACACGGGGAAACCGAAACCGCUUCCAGCUGGUGGCAAAAAGUGUUUUCGCCGAGAGAUCCAGAAGAGAUCGAGUCCCGCCGACGGCAACGUCUCGAAAUUCUCAAAAAGAAAGCGAAAGAAAAAGCCCUGAAAAAGGCAGCGAAGGUUUCGAUCGAUUACCGGCCCGUGAUGAGCCGCAUCAUCAACGAUUACCUCUUCCGGUGCCCGAGCUGGCACUAUGCACACCUGCUGAGCCUGCAGCGCGUCAAGAAGAGCUCGACCCGGCGAAAGAAGGGCGGCCACCGGGACCACCGAAACAACGUCUACGUGUAUCGCUUUUCGCAGCCCACGCACGUGCCCGGCUACAAGGAAUGCUGGGGCAAGUCCUGCCACACGGCAGAACUUCCGUACGUCUUCGAAUCCAUGGACAUCAUUCGCAGCGACUAUAGCACACUCGGCACGGUAGCGCAGGAAGAAGCCCCCACACCACCGGAGUAUCCCUAUACCGACCUCAUGUCGGCCUACAAGGGCGUCGUCGAAGACGACGACGUGGACUUCGAAGAAAAUCACGACGAUACUGGAAAAGAAGAUGACGACAGCAGCUCGUGGACUUCGACUUCCUCGUCUACGUUGUCCAACCAGCUUUCGAACUAUACCUCCUAUUUUCAACGGAUCCUACGGCAUUUCUUUGACGACUACUUCUUAGAAGAUUCCGACGAAGAAACCGCACACGAUAUGGCUCGGCGAUGGGUUGCAUUCUCGAGGACCGGCAAUCCCAACCACGACGAAAGCAGCGUGGAAUGGAUUCCCUGGCGUUUCAUACCCCACUCCGUGGACCUCGACCAGGUUCCGAGCGUCAAAGAUCAAUCCGCGGACGAAAGUAUUCCGUGGGGAGAGAACGGAAGAGAAAUCUACAAUAUCUGGAGAGACGUCGAGGAGAAGGUCUUGCAAGACUUGGAGGAAAACGAUGGUCUGAGCUACGAAGGAGAAGAACUCGAAAGAAACGUGGAAGACGCGUUCAGGAAACGAGCCCUGGAGGUCUUGAGCAUGGAAGUAGUCGAAGAGGAUUCUUUGAGAACCGAGUUGAUACGCAACAAACAUACAUCGGGUGGCAUCAACGGGGAGAAUGCGUUGGGGGCGCUUAGAACGUAUUUGACACGGUGGAACAGCACACUGGGUGGAUAUGCUUCUUCCGAAGGAAAUGGGGGGGGCAACGAUCACUACGUCAUGAUCCAACAAAUUCAGCGCAUGGCACAAGAUAUGGGGGUCCUGGGAAGAGGGUUGAGUGGCGAAUACGACAAGCUUCUAGGCGGUGUUUUUGGGAGCAGUGGCAGCAGUAGCACCCACGGAUACUGGGAAGAUGAUUUUUUCCCGCAAUUCAUCGAGCUGCAAUGGCCUCCCGAAGGACGCCUGUUGGAACGCGAUUGCACGUGCGACUUUUGGGAACGAAUACGAUGUAAGUUUUCAAUAUUAUGAAGGGCGAGAGUGCAGUAAUGUAUCCAUCGGAGAUCAUAAUAUCUGACCGCCCGCAUAUGCAUAUUUCUUCCUUUUCGACAAAAAAUAUGCUACGUGCACCCCAGAUCGGUACUAGAAACUGCUAAGAUAAUGAAUCAGCAUUGUCGACGUAAUAUUCAUCGGUAGCGAUGCUAGUACAGUAUUGUUCGGAAGGAAAGGAUUGUCCCAAAAAGCAUGGUAGAAACCAGUCUACCUUGGUCAAGAUACUCUAGCCAAUUGCUUGUGACACAUAUUUUAGUACGUCUUUUUCAAUACGGUGAAAUGCAUUCCGUCUUGAACAAAACGCUACCGUACGGCGUUAAUUCGAAUUCGCGGUGAAGUAAAAUGUGUUUUCCCAAUAAAUUCCAGCUAACAUUCGCCGACUCGUCCUUGAUGACUAUGAUAGUUCUGGAACAAACCGAGUCAUCCGAGAGAUCUUUCCAUCAUAACAAGAAAGAAAUAGAUAAACACGUUAAUG
Molecule: messenger RNA, 4953 nt
Organism: Pseudo-nitzschia multistriata
Lineage: Eukaryota; Bacillariophyta; Bacillariophyceae; Bacillariales; Bacillariaceae
Source: the annotation of a GenBank genome assembly